CUCCUCCCUCUUCCCUCCGCCCUCCGCAUCCCUGCGCCGCCACCCGCAGCCUCGCCCGGCCGUGCGCGCCCCUGGGUGCCCCCCUGAACCCCCCCCAGCCGCGGCCCCCCCCGGCACGGAGCCAUGGCCCCCAUCGGACUCAAGGCUGUGGUGGGAGAGAAGAUCAUGCACGAUGUGAUCCGGAAGGUGAAGAAGAAGGGGGAAUGGAAGGUGCUGGUGGUGGACCAGCUGAGCAUGCGCAUGCUCUCGUCCUGCUGCAAGAUGACCGACAUCAUGACAGAGGGCAUAACCAUUGUGGAAGACAUCAACAAGCGCCGGGAGCCGCUGCCCAGCCUGGAGGCCGUGUAUCUCAUCACCCCCUCCGAGAAGUCCAUCCACUCCCUCAUCAACGACUUCAAGGAUCCCCCCACCUCCAAGUACAGAGCUGCCCACGUCUUCUUCACGGACUCCUGUCCUGACGCCCUCUUCAACGAGCUGGUGAAAUCCCGCGCCGCCAAGGUCAUCAAAACCCUGACAGAGAUCAACAUUGCCUUCCUCCCUUCCGAGUCCCAGGUUUAUUCUCUGGAUUCGGCCGACUCCUUCCAAAGCUUUUACAGCCCGCACAAGGCCCAGAUGAAGAACCCGAUCCUGGAGCGCCUGGCAGAGCAGAUUGCCACGCUCUGUGCCACCCUGAAGGAGUACCCAGCCGUGCGGUACCGCGGGGAUUACAAGGACAAUGCCAUGCUGGCACAGCUCAUCCAGGACAAACUGGACGCCUACAAGGCUGAUGACCCCACCAUGGGCGAGGGUCCAGACAAGGCUCGCUCCCAGCUGCUCAUCCUGGACCGUGGCUUUGACCCCGCGUCCCCGGUGCUGCACGAGCUGACCUUCCAGGCCAUGAGCUACGACCUGCUGCCCAUCGAGAACGAUGUCUACAAGUAUGAGACGAGUGGCAUUGGGGAGGCCCGGAUCAAGGAGGUUCUCCUGGACGAGGAUGACGACCUGUGGGUCACCCUGCGCCACAAACACAUCGCCGAGGUGUCCCAGGAGGUGACCCGGUCCCUGAAGGAGUUUUCUUCCAGCAAGAGGAUGAACACGGGUGACAAGACCACCAUGAGGGACCUGUCCCAGAUGCUGAAGAAGAUGCCACAGUACCAGAAGGAGCUCAGCAAGUACUCGACCCACCUGCACCUGGCUGAGGACUGCAUGAAGCACUACCAGGGCACUGUGGACAAGCUGUGCAGAGUUGAGCAGGACCUGGCCAUGGGCACCGAUGCUGAAGGCGAGAAGAUCAAGGACCCCAUGAGGGCCAUUGUCCCCAUCCUGCUGGAUGGCAAUGUCAGCACCUAUGACAAGAUCCGCAUCAUCUUGCUCUACAUCUUCCUGAAGAACGGAAUCACCGAGGAGAACCUGAACAAGCUGAUCCAGCACGCUCAGAUCCCGGCAGAGGACAGCGAGAUCAUCACCAACAUGGCCCACCUCGGGGUGCCCAUCAUCACAGACUCCACGCUGCGCCGCCGGAGCAAGCCGGAGCGCAAGGAGCGCAUCAGCGAGCAGACCUACCAGCUGUCCCGGUGGACCCCCGUGAUCAAGGACAUCAUGGAGGAUGCCAUCGAUGACAAGCUGGACACCAAGCACUACCCGUACAUCUCCACCCGCUCCUCCGCCUCCUUCAGCACCACGGCCGUCAGUGCCCGCUACGGCCACUGGCACAAGAACAAGGCCCCUGGCGAGUACCGGAGCGGCCCCCGCCUCAUCAUCUUCAUCCUGGGCGGGGUGAGCAUGAACGAGAUGCGCUGCGCCUACGAGGUGACACAAGCCAGCGGCAAGUGGGAGGUGCUAAUAGGGUCCACGCACAUCCUCACCCCACAGAAACUGCUGGACACGCUGAAGAAACUCAAUAAAACAGAGGAAGAGAGCAGCAGUUAAAAGGAAACGCUGUCACCACUCGAUGCCGACCCACGUCCCCGCCGGGCGCCCGGCCCCGGGUGCCACCCUGCACCCAGUGGGCCCAGCUUCUCUCUUGUUCUUGUGUUGACCCCCCUCUCCCCUCCCAGUGCCUCCCCCAUCUCAUUUUAUCCACAGGGAGGGGAUAACAGCCAAAAAAAAAAUUAUAUAUAUAUAUAUAUAUAUUAAGAAAAUGGAUGCAUUGUGUUUAAGAGAAAAAGGAAAAAAAAAAAAUCUAUAUAUUUGUAGCUGCAGCUGUGGGAAGCGCCCAGGAGCUCAUUGCUGAGUAACCAUCUGCCCAUUGCUAUUAAAUAUGGUGGGGAAAAUGACAGAAAACACAUUUUUUUGGGGGAAUGCUCCUCACUGGGGUCUUGUUUGGACGGGAGGACAGAUGGACAGACACCCCACACCGCUCCAGCCGCGGCUCAGGCUGGCACCACCGUCUGUCCCAUGGCUUUUGGGGCGGUGGGUGCUCCUGCCAGAUGUGCACGCCAACAUCUGGAUGGGAAUUUGGGAUGGGGGUGGUGUGAGAGUGCAGCCAGGACACUUCACACCGUGGUAAUUCCCAUGUGAAAAGGGACCAAACCGGUCAAAACUGGGAGCUGGGGCCCGUCCGCUUGCACAGCCCUGCUGCAGCCCUGCUUCCCUCUCUGGGAAUUCCUUAAAAAAAAAAAAAAAAUAUAUAUAUAUAUAUAAAAUAAAAUCCUAUUUUAUAUAUAUAUAUAUCUAUAUAUCUGUGCUCUCUCUCCAUGGAUACCUCCAUCCAUCCCCAUGGGAGCUCGGUGUCCGUGCCCAGCUCCACUCAUGUCGUCCCGUGGUGAAGCAUUUCUGAGCGUGCCGUCGCCCUGAAACCCCCAAAAACCCUCUGGGCCCUCCCCAAAACCCUCUGGGCCCUCCCCAAAAACUCUCUGGGGCCCCCCAAACCCCCCAGGCCCCCCCAAACCCUCUGGACUCUGUGUAUAUUAAUGACUGUGUCUUGUGACGUUCUUACGAGCUUGGUGUAUAGUGAUUUCCCCAAACCUCUGAUUUUAGUUGGGUUUUUAUUUGACGCCCCUGGAUUGCCCCCUGUCCCUUGCCUUUAGAUGCACUGCAAUAUUUUGGGGUCUAUGGUUUUGUUCUCUUCCCCCUGAAGGCUGUGACCCCUCUUUUCCUACCCUAAAAUUGCUCUUUCUUGCCUCGUUGGUGGUUAGCCCCCCUCUUUCCCUUCCCUUCCCGUCUGCUCCUUGCCCAUAAAUUUAAAUAUAUAUUUUUAGGGCAAAGGCUGUAUCAUUGCACUGAUAUUUGUUGGUUCCCCUUUGGUCUCCCAGCCCGUUUCUGUUCCUCUUUGGUUUAGCAAUGCAAAUGCUUCAGGAUCUUGUAUGUUGGACAUUAUUAUUAUUAUUAUUAUUAUUUUUUCUGUUACAGUUAUUUAUAUAAAAAAUAAUUUAUCAAAAAGGAAAACUUUAAAAAAAAAUAAUCUAGUCUGUCUUGGAACUUGUUUACCUUGAAAUUACUGGAAUCUAAAUGUUUGAAAGUGUUGAAGCACAAACAUGUAUCAUCUCUGUAUAUCUGUUCUUCUGUACUAAAGCACUCGAGUGACUAAAUAAAAACGAUCUCCAUCCCUAGUGCAA
Molecule: messenger RNA, 3536 nt
Organism: Vidua chalybeata
Lineage: Eukaryota; Metazoa; Chordata; Aves; Passeriformes; Viduidae
Gene: STXBP1
Product: syntaxin binding protein 1
Exons: 19
Coding region: 124-1908 (594 amino acids)
Biological process (GO): vesicle-mediated transport; neurotransmitter secretion; intracellular protein transport
Cellular component (GO): plasma membrane; secretory granule
Molecular function (GO): syntaxin binding
Source: RefSeq, a predicted model, not a curated record